AUGAAACAAUUCAAAAUAUUAAGCUCGCCUAGGUUUGUGUUCUCUUUUUUCACUUUGAUCCAUUUUGUGCUGCUGAAUAGUGGUAUCAAGCAACAUGGAAAUUUCCUGUCAUCACAACUAGAUGUAACGGCACCCCCAAGACAAUUGUGCGAAUGUACAGCCAGUGCAAAUGUGUAUGCUGAUCAAUGUGCGCUAAAUCCUGACUAUCACGAUAAUGAGGGCAGCUUUGAAUUAGGUAAUGAACAUAUCGAUGAUGGUACUUCUGGUCAAGUAGAACAUAUCGAAUGCGAAGAAGAGGAUGAAGUAAGAGGAGUAGAAGAACUGGGAAAACUAGAAGGUGGACAAGAGGAAGAAUGGGAUGUAGAAGACGAUGAUAAAGACCUGAAGAACUAUGAAGGGGCAAUAAAUAUAGCGUCCAUAUUGAAAAAACAUUUGCCCCUGAUGCCGAAAGAUGAAGUCGAGUUUCUACUGAUUGAAUGUGUUAGAAUUCAAAUAUCGGAUUACUAUGGUGCCAUGGAUAAUUUAUUGAGCGAACUGCAUGAAUUAGCCUCGAAAUAUGGAAUGCCAGAGGAAGAGAAAAUGAAACUGUGGAAUGAAUGCGAACAAGAAUUAUCUAAAGAUUUUAAAGAAGUAGAUGAUUAUUAUCAUGAAAUUUAUAAUAUUAAUAUGAAGGCCGAUACAGUAGAAACCGUUUCUUUCCUUUCAUCCUUAACGAAUUUUCUCAACUUGUGGAAAAAAUGUUUACAGGAAACUGAGAAAAAAUGGUACACCAUUUUUAAUGAGAGGACUCAAGAGUAUAAAGCAAGUGCUCAAGAGACCGUAUUGGAUGCAUAA
Plasmodium fragile is the source of this 834-nucleotide messenger RNA. RefSeq lists its product as uncharacterized. The transcript has 2 exons. The record is from RefSeq and is a predicted model, not a curated record. NCBI's taxonomy places the organism in Eukaryota, Apicomplexa, Aconoidasida, Haemosporida, Plasmodiidae. The coding region runs from base 1 to 834 and encodes 277 amino acids.